Messenger RNA from Gordionus sp. m RMFG-2023, 1018 nucleotides. Its product is annotated as uracil phosphoribosyltransferase homolog. Gene Ontology annotation, molecular function: ribosylnicotinamide kinase activity. Lineage: Eukaryota; Metazoa; Nematomorpha; Gordioida; Chordodea; Parachordodidae. The transcript is spliced from 7 exons. Gene Ontology annotation, cellular component: cytoplasm. The coding region runs from base 95 to 757 and encodes 220 amino acids. The record is from RefSeq and is a predicted model, not a curated record.
UUUUCGAUUACCUUCCUGUCACUUAUCACUAGUUCACUCGUGACCACUUAUUCAUUUUACUUUAGAGUGCCCAAUAUAUCAUGUGAACAUUUGGAUGGCAGGCAUCAUAUAUGAAUCCACCAACAGUGACACACUAUACCAAUAUGGCUCGAAUGUUAAGCUGCUUAAGGUUAAUAAUUCUGUAAAAGAGCUUCAUACCAUUAUAAGAGACAAAGCUACACCUAGAAGUGAUUUUGUGUUUUAUGCUGAUAGAUUGAUUCGCAUUGUUGUUGAAGAAGGUUUAAAUCAUCUUCCAUACUAUCCUCUUACAAUAACGACACCAACAGGUUAUCAAUAUCAUGGCCUGCAAUAUCAAAAAGGUAGUUGUGGUGUUAGUAUAAUGAGAAGUGGGGAAGCAAUGGAAAAAGGUCUUAGAGAUUGUUGUCAGUCAAUGAGAAUUGGAAAAAUCUUGAUACAGAAAGAUGAUAAAACCAAUGAAGCCAGAGUUUUAUUUGCUAGAUUGCCUGAAGAUAUACAAAAUAGAAAAGUGCUUCUUAUGUACCCAAUUAUAAGCAGUGGAAGCAAAGUAAUUCAAGCUAUACAGACACUCAAAGAAAAUAAUGUGGUUGAAAAUAAUAUAAUCGUUUUGAAUUUAUUUUGCACACCUACUAGCUUAAAGAUGAUAGCACAAGAAUUUCCUGGUUUAUUACUUCUCACAUCUGAAAUACACCCAGUAGCUCCUACACACUUUGGCAAAAAGUAUUAUGGAACUGACUGAAAUAUCAUUCAAACCUAAUUUAAAAGAUGCAAAAUAUAAAUAUAUUAACGCCCAUAUGUAUGCAGGAAAUUUUUAAACAUUUGUAAUAUAAUACGAAUUUGGCAUCCGUUUUCAUUCCACUAUACGAUUAUAACAAAAAUUGCAAUAUUUACAAAAUUUUAUACAAAUUUAUUUUUUAUUUAUAAAAAAUAUUAUAAAUCGGGACUUGUUAAAGAGUCUAUAUCACGCGAGAAUUAAAGAAUAAAUUAUUAUUGAAUUUUU